Electrophorus electricus (electric eel) is the source of this 2628-nucleotide messenger RNA. It is a transcript of the gene drc1, whose product is annotated as dynein regulatory complex subunit 1 homolog (Chlamydomonas). Gene Ontology annotation, biological process: axonemal dynein complex assembly; regulation of cilium movement; cilium-dependent cell motility. The record is from RefSeq and is a predicted model, not a curated record. NCBI's taxonomy places the organism in Eukaryota, Metazoa, Chordata, Actinopteri, Gymnotiformes, Gymnotidae. Gene Ontology annotation, cellular component: axoneme; axonemal dynein complex.
AUGGUGGCUAAAGCUGUAUCAUAGCAACGCAAAUGACAACAUAUAGGUAGAUACGCUAGCUAACUAAUAUUGCCCGAGAAGACUUGUCCCUAACUAGCUAGCUCGCUCUACAUACUGCAUAUUGAUAGCUAGCUAUUUGCACGUCAUUUGGAAAAUGGAAACUCUGCGACAAGAAACAGAUGAGGCAGGACCGUCUAUUGGAUCUGAAAACCCAGAUGAACGAAUUGCUGCUCGUCGUCUCCGCAUAGCUGCACGAAAUGAAGCCAAGAAAAGACAAGAACUGGGGAGUAAUUCCCAGGAGGAUACAGAAAUUAAAGAAGUUCGGAUGAGUCAGAAAAAAGUGGAACAAAGUGAAAAGCGUAUGGCUAAGUUACAAGCUGAUGGCACAGAGCUGGUGACCAACAUCCUGGUGGCAGCAGAUUUCAGAGAGUCAAAGAGGAGAGCAGAGAUGGAGGAGGCACGCAGGCUAAGGAUUGAGAAGCUGGAGAAUGAGGCCAAGUCCAGCCUGGAGAAGUUUGAGGAGAUCACACAGAAGUGGACUGUGGCCAAGGCGAAGCAGAUCCCUCAGGACCUGAGAGAUGCUCUCAUUAGCCAGCAGAUACUUUGUGGCCAGCUCCUAGAAGACAAGAACAAAGUCAUCAUUGAACUGCAGCAGGAGCUGAAAGCAAGCGAUGAUCGCUAUGUAAAGGACCUGAAAAAACACACAGAAGAGGUAGAUCUAAUGAUUGAACGGCUGCAGGAGCAGAUCAUAUCUCUGAAGAAGUCCUACAGAGAAGAGCUUGACUUGGUCGAGAGCACAUUCGAUGAGGAGCGCAGGACUCUGCUUGCAGACAACAGGAUGAAGUGGGAGCAGCAGAGGCAGAGACAGAGUGACAGAGAGCUGGAGCUUCUACUACAGAGGAUGCAGCAAGUGGAGGAGCAUGAGCUCCAGCUGCAGAGGCUGCGGUUGGAUAAUACAAAGGAAUGCAACACCAUCAAGGCCAAACUGGAGAUGGAUGUGCAGAUUCUUGAACAGCAGUUGCAGAAGAUGAAGGCCACCUGCCAGCUGAAUCAGGAGAAACUUGAGUACAACUUCCAGGUGCUGAAGAAACGUGAUGAGGAGAACAUCAUUACUAAGUCUCAGCAGAAGAGGAAGAUCACAAGAAUGCAGGACAUCCUCAACAAUCUGAAGACCAAAUGCUCCAAUCAGGAGAAGCAGUCUCGCGAGGAGAACCAAUCAUUGACUGACGACUACAAGCGCAUCAUGCAGCAGUACAAAGACAUGCAGAGGAAGAUGAGGCACUUUGCAGCGGUCGAUGCCAAGCGCCUUGAGGACGUGUGGCUCAUGAACGAGGCAGAGGCAAAGGCCCUAGUCCGGCAGGCCCUGGAGAUUGACCGGCUCAUCCACGAGCAGCAGCUGGGUCUGGCCUGGACACCUCCACCCCUCACUGUGAUGGAACAGCCUGGGCCUGUGCAGCCACGGAACCGGAUACAGCCGUCGGCCCGGCAGGCCGCGGCACAAGCCCUGGUGAGAAGAGAGGCUCCGGGGGAGGAGCGGGAACUGGAAGAGCAGACAGACGGGAACACUGUGGAGGUCCCUGGAGGUCCGGAGUCCACUGGGGGCAGAAUGGACCAGAAGACGGUGAAAAGGCUGCUGGAGCUGUUGUGUGAUGAAAUGGGCUUUCUGAUUGAGAGCAAGUUGCUCAAGCUGCUCUCGCCUCUGGAGAAGGAUGAGAGGUCUCUCAUAAAGCUCGACUCCAUCUUUUCUGCAUUGGCGAUAGAGAGUGAAGAGGAUGUUUAUAAAAUGGCAGAUUUUUUUAUGAAAUACAAAUUCCAACAGAAAGAUCAGGCAGAGCAGCACAGUUCUGUGAGUAACCAAGGAGAGACAGCAGAGCAGAAAGACUCUGAUCUUAUCCACCCAAAUGAUGUACUGAGGGCUCUCCGAACCUUCACAGCUCUGUACUGCAAGCCCAGAGACAUCUCGUCCCGGCAGCUGAGCGGCAUCCCGGAGUUGGAGGGGAGGGACGACUCAGAGGAUGGUGCAUGCUGGGAGAGUCUGGCAACCGUUGUCCCCGAGCCCAAGCUGAAAGUGUGGAGCACGCUGGAGGCAGCUCUGGAGAAGUACCAUUUUGUGCUGACUGAGAGAUCCAAACUUGUGAAUGAAACACAGCAUCUCAAACAGCAAAACUCAGAGCUUCGGAUGCUCCUGCACCAAUAUCUCAAUUCAAAGGUCAAUACUGAACUGGCAAUCCCACCUACCCAGGUGAUGAAGUUGGACCCUGAGUGAGGUGGACCCUGUUUUAUCAAAUCCGAAGAGAUGAAAUGAACUGAUUGCAUUUCCUUUUUUAUCUUUAAAAGCUUAAGACUCACUGUUUUAUUUUCAGAAACAAUAAAAUAAUUUAAUAAGCAUAUUUAUGUAUACUUGAAAGCCUAGAAAUAUUAGUUAAUGGGUGUAAAGAAGGCAUGGAUUCUUUCUUUUUAAGAACAAUGUUCCAAAUUCAUAAGACUUAUCAGCCGAUUCAACAUGAUGUUAAUAGCAAACAACGCAUCAUUAACAGGUUCUCAUUCAUAUAUGUGGACUGUCAGUGUGUUUGAAUGUUUGAACCUGUCUCACGGUAAAUUUCCUGUUGUAGCAAGUGCAGUAAGACA